AUGCAUGGCAUAAAAAGGCGUGAACUAACCCAGGAGCUUUUAAGAAAGAAGAGAGCUAGAGAUGCCGAAAAGAUAACUACCUAUCGGACAUUGACUGAGCGGGUUUUGACCUCCAAAGCACGAGGGUACUAUACACCUGAUGAACUAGAGAUUACAACGAGGUUACUAGAACUCAACCCGGAAUUCAAUGCAGUGUGGAACUAUCGUCGAGAUGCUAUUUUAACUCUAAAGGAACAAUUGCGAAGUGAUUUUUGGGUAAACGAGCUGAAGUUCACUACGCGCCAGCUGCAAGCAUAUCCAAAAGUUUACUGGAUCUGGAAUCACAGACUAUGGUGCCUUAAUGAAUAUCCUGGGUCGCCAAUUGAGAGAUGGCAGUUGGAACUGGCUCUUGUAAACAAGCUGUUGAGCAUGGAUGCUAGAAACUUCCACAGUUGGCAUUACAGAAAGAUAGUGGUCAAGCGCUUGGAGCAGAUGUCGCGCAAAAAUCUAAAUCAGCAAGAGCUUGACUAUACAACAGAAAAAAUCAAUGCCAAUAUUUCCAAUUUCUCGGCUUGGCAUCAAAGAGCGAGCCUACUGCCCAAGAUGUUUGCAAUGGGACAAAUUCCAGACGAAAAGAGCUUUAUAAACCGUGAGCUUCAGUACAUUAUCAAUGCUAUGUUUACAGACGCCGAAGAUCAAUCAGUGUGGUACUACAUCAAAUGGUUUGUGAGAAGCGACUGCAUUGUGAGCAAGUUAAACACAGAAGAAUAUAAGAACUUGCUACAGCAAAUUAAAAACGGAAUCCUUUUGAUAAACGAGGAUGAGAAGGACUUUUCGGGUAAAGAGAAUAUGUGGUGCUUAAAAUUACUUUGCGUCCUUGAGACCAUACAAAUAGCGCAGCUAAAGCUUGACAUAGUUCCAAAGAGAUCUGAGUAUCUUGACAAGCUUAUUAAAUUUGACCCCCUAAGACAAAAUAGAUAUCGCUACCUAGCUCAGAGGCCGUAG
Lachancea nothofagi CBS 11611 is the source of this 984-nucleotide messenger RNA. NCBI's taxonomy places the organism in Eukaryota, Fungi, Ascomycota, Saccharomycetes, Saccharomycetales, Saccharomycetaceae. The record is from the annotation of a GenBank genome assembly.